This is a messenger RNA of Colletotrichum spaethianum, 381 nucleotides long. RefSeq lists its product as uncharacterized. The record is from RefSeq and is a predicted model, not a curated record. The coding region runs from base 1 to 381 and encodes 126 amino acids. The transcript has a single exon. NCBI's taxonomy places the organism in Eukaryota, Fungi, Ascomycota, Sordariomycetes, Glomerellales, Glomerellaceae.
AUGCUUUACGUCGGAAACUUGGUCUACACUGUCCUCCAAGCCGCCGUAAAACUGUCGAUCAUUCUUUUCCUCCGCCGCAUCUUCCCGUCACAAACCUUCCGGAGGAUCGCCCAGGCCAUCGAGAUCAUCCUCCUGCUUCACGGCACGCUCUUCACCAUCCCAUUUGCGGUGCAAUGCAUACCCGUACGAUCGAUCUGGGACCGCACCAUCACCGACCGUCAGUGUCUGAACUUACAGGCGGUGGGAUACAGCAGCGGCGGGCUCGCCAUGGCGGAAGAUAUCGCCAUCUUACUCCUGCCGAUCCCCCACGUUUGGCAGCUGAAGAUUUCCCUCCCGCGGCGCCUGGCAGUUAUUGCACUGUUCAGCGUCGGUUCCUUGUGA